Molecule: messenger RNA, 2332 nt
Organism: Darwinula stevensoni
Lineage: Eukaryota; Metazoa; Arthropoda; Ostracoda; Podocopida; Darwinulidae
Source: the annotation of a GenBank genome assembly
AUGCAGCAAAUUCCUGAAAGGAAAUCGAUAGACCUCAGAUCGGGAUCCUUGACGUCAGUCCCAGCCUUCAAGAGCGACAGCCUGGAAGAACUCGACCUCAGUUGGAAUAAAAUCACGAAUAUGGAGUUCGACAAAUGGGCAACUCCCAAAUUGAGGAAACUCUUUCUCAGUGAAAAUUCCUUAACGUCAGUCCCAGCUUUCAAGAGCGACAGCCUGGAAGAACUCGUCCUCAGUUGGAAUAAAAUCACGAAUAUGGAGUUCGACAAAUGGGCAACUCCCAAAUUGAGGAAACUCUAUCUCUGGAACAAUCGAUUGAAGUCAGUCCCAUCUUUCAAGAGCGAAAGCCUGGAAGAACUCCACCUCAGUGGUAAUUUUAUCAAUAAUGUGGAGUUCGACAAAUGGGCAACUCCCAAAUUGAGGUUCCUCACUCUCCCAUUCAAUGACUUGACAUCAGUACCAACCAUCAAGAGCGACAGCCUGGAAAAACUCGACCUCGGUCAUAAUGAAAUCAGGAAUGUGGAGUUCGACAAAUUGGACACUCCCAAAUUGAGGAUCCUCAAGCUCUGGAGUACUUCCUUGACGUCAGUCCCACCUUUCAAGAGCGACAGCCUGGAAGAACUCCACCUCAGUGGUAAUUUUAUCAAUAAUGUGGAGUUCGACAAAUGGGCAACUCCCAAAUUGAGGAAUUUAUAUCUCGGCAGCAAUUCCUUGACGUCAGUACCAACCUUCAAGAGCGACAGCCUGGAAGAACUCGACCUCAUUAAUAAUAAAAUCACGAAUGUGGAGUUCGACAAAUGGGCAACUCCGAAAUUGAGGAAACUCUCCAUCUCAUUGAAUUCCUUGACGUCAGUACCAGUCUUCAAGAGCGACAGCCUGGAAGAACUCUACCUUGAUAGAAAUAAAAUCACGAAUGUGGAGUUCGACAAAUGGGCAACUCCCAAAUUGAGGAUCCUCAGUCUCUGGAGCAAUUCCUUGACGUCAGUCCCAUCCUUCAAGAGCGACAGCCUGAAAGAACUCCACUUCGGUAAUAAUAAAAUCAUGAAGGUGGAGUUCGACGAAUGGGCAACUCCCAAAUUGAGGGAACUCGAGCUCUCGAACAAUGAGCUGACCUCAAUACCAUCUUUCAAGUGGGACAGGGUGACUGGCUGUGAACCACUUCCUGGUAUAAAGAACGGACGCUUCCAUAUUCUCUCAUGCCCUAAUGAUGAGCGGAGUUCCAAAAAUAAAACGGAUUGCAUUCAAGGUGGGAAAUACCUCAUCAGGAGUAAAGUGUACUACUCUUGUGAGGAGUAUCAUAUUCUGAGGGGCCCACGUAUUCGAACUUGUGGAGCGAAGCAGAAAUGGUCAGGACCUGACCCCUUCUGUGAACCUGAAUGUGGGACACUGAAAAAUGUUCCUGGACCAGCUUCACCCCUGAUUAAGGAUGGGAUGAUCGCUGAGCCUGGAAAGUGGCCAUGGCAAGCUGCAAUCUAUGAUAAGCAAGACAAGGAAAUCUUAUGUGGAGGUGCUCUUAUUGGAGAAAGAUGGGUUCUCACGGCAGCACAUUGCGUCGUGGAAGGGACUCGCAGCUUUCUUACAAUCAGAGGUGUUAACAAUUUCUUCGUCUAUCUCGGCAAGCACUUUCGAGAUGAGUCAAAGGAUGAUGGAUUAGUCCAGAAGAAGGAGGUGACUCUCAUCAUUCCCCACCCCAAUUACGAUACUCAGGACUUUAAUUCGGAUAUAGCCCUCCUGAAACUCACGGAGGCGGUCAAUUUCACGGAUCGGGUUCAGAUGGUUUGCCUCCCAACCCAUUCCGAUCUGACUGAGGUCAAUCUACAAGGAGGAAGUCAAGGAUGGGUGGCCGGUUGGGGUCAUGAUGCCUCGAAUGAAGGAACGGAUGUUUUGAGGCAUAUAAAACUUUCUGUCAUAUCCAAUGAAAAAUGUCUCAAUGAUUCCUCUUUUGCCACAAGCAAUCCUCUUACGAACAUCACUGAAAACAUGUUUUGUGCAGGAGACAGCAGUGUGGCCUCGGCUAAUAGGAGGAGAGAGUAUAAAACGGUGUGUCCUGGGGAUUCGGGAGGUCCAUUGGUUUUCACCUCGGAUCGUGGGGUGAGAGGCCAGUGGUUUGUAGAAGGAAUUGUCAGUCACAUCUACGUAAAUUCAACACAGAAGUGCUCCAAUUAUCAUCCAGGACAGUAUGGCAUAUUCACUAGAGUCAAAAAGUUUGUUGACUGGAUCAAGGAGAGCAUAUCGAUGUAUUCAGAAUGAAAGUUCAUGUCUUUCUUCUCAGCACUCCUCUACAAAUUUCUCAGGUGCUUCCAACUGUAUUUAUUUCUCUCAUAGUCAGAUUUGA